Molecule: messenger RNA, 819 nt
Organism: Dermacentor albipictus
Lineage: Eukaryota; Metazoa; Arthropoda; Arachnida; Ixodida; Ixodidae
Source: RefSeq, a predicted model, not a curated record
AUGAUAGCUGCUCUCUCAGGUGAACCCGUUGCCAAGGGGUACAUCCACAGUCAGUCGUCCCAGUCGCUGCAACUCUUCCAAGAAAGGCUGGGCCACCUCCUUAAGUACCUGCUUGCGGUUUCCCGCAUCACCUACCUGCAGGAAAAGAGAGGGCGUAGGUUUCGCUUUCAGCAUCCUGAGAAGCGCGACGACGCCGUCAGCAAUGGCGCCCUCUGCGCGCCGGAAGAGUGGGCGCAGGAGUGCCCACGUCACGCGAAGCACCUGGAAAGAUUGGAGGACAGCCUGCUGCUAUACGGCGUGAACUGCGAAGGCGACCGCCUCGUGCUUAACGUCUCGCGUCUCAAGAACCACGUAGCCCACCUAUGGCUGGCGCUGUACACAUCCGCCGGCAGGUCCCGCUACUCACUGCCGGCCACCUUCACUUUGGACCGCAGCGAGGGUGCCUGCUUCGCCGCGGCAGGGCUUCGGCUCCAGUGCCUGGCGCCCAACCGCCGGUGGAGAGUCGCAUUCAACGGACUCCUCAGGAAACAUGGAAAGAGCCGUAGCGGAAGUUCCACGGAAAGCGAAGUUCAUGUCAAGUUCGGCUUUAUCUGGUCAACAGUAUCGCACACUCUUGAGCAGCCUGCCGAAACAGCUUCUUCUCUGCUGGCUGAAAGCCUGGCCAGAAUGCCUAUGGUUGACAUGCUCUGCGAAAUCGACAGAUUCAUCGCCGAAAUGGACACCUAUGACCAGGCAGGUAUGAUGACUGGCCAGCUGGCACUGGAAGAUAGGACAAAAGAAGUACACCUCUGGGGUUACAAGGUCCGAACACGAGGGUAG